Scophthalmus maximus (turbot) is the source of this 1050-nucleotide messenger RNA. RefSeq names its product voltage-dependent anion channel 1 (gene vdac1). The record is from RefSeq and is a predicted model, not a curated record. Lineage: Eukaryota; Metazoa; Chordata; Actinopteri; Pleuronectiformes; Scophthalmidae. Bases 147 to 998 code for a protein of 283 amino acids. Gene Ontology annotation, biological process: monoatomic anion transmembrane transport. Gene Ontology annotation, molecular function: voltage-gated monoatomic anion channel activity. The transcript is spliced from 9 exons. Gene Ontology annotation, cellular component: mitochondrial outer membrane.
AAUUGGAUGUUGUAUCUUUGGUCGAUGACAGUCUGUGCUCGAAACGUACGUGACGCCGCGCACCACCUCCUCCUCUCCUUCUCGCCUCCCUUUGUGCGGCUGACAACCUCCUUGCUUCUCGGCCGGGACAGGGACACGCAGAGAUAAUGGCUGUACCUCCCACCUACGUUGACCUUGGAAAGUCUGCCAGGGAUGUCUUUACCAAGGGAUAUGGCUUCGGGCUCAUCAAGCUGGACUUGAAAACAAAGUCUGAGAAUGGACUGGAGUUCACCAGCACAGGCUCUGCCAACACGGAGACCAGCAAGGUUGCUGGAUCCCUGGAGACCAAGUACAAGUGGGCAGAGCACGGACUGACCUUCACAGAGAAGUGGAACACCGACAACACCCUGGGGACUGAGAUCACCCUUGAAGACCAGUUGGCUAAGGGGCUGAAGUUGACAUUUGAUUCCUCUUUCUCGCCAAACACCGGAAAGAAAGGCGGCAAAAUCAAGACGGGCUACAACUGCGACCACAUUAACCUCGGCUGUGACGUCCACUACGACAUCAAUGGUACAGCCAUCCACGGCGCAGCGGUGGUGGGCUACGAAGGUUGGUUGGCCGGCUACCAGAUGACCUUCGAAGCCGGCAGGAACAGGAUCACCCAGAGCAACUUUGCAGUUGGAUACAAGACUGAUGAGUUCCAGCUCCACACGAAUGUAAAUGACGGCACUGAGUUUGGUGGCUCCAUCUACCAGAAGGUGAACGACCAGCUGGAGACAGCCGUCAACCUGGCCUGGACCGCCGGAAACAGCAAUACCCGCUUUGGCAUCGCUGCCAAGUAUCAGAUUGAUCCCGAUGCAGCCUUCUCUGCCAAGGUGAAUAACUCCAGCCUUGUGGGCCUGGGCUACACUCAGACUCUGAAGCCAGGCAUCAAGCUGACUCUCUCUGCUCUCCUCGACGGCAAGAACAUCAACGCUGGUGGCCACAAGCUUGGUCUCGGCCUCGAGUUCCAGGCAUAGGAGGAUGAAACGGAUGCUCUUCCAGUCCUCCCAGCACACACGCACCCCCCCC